This is a messenger RNA of Ectocarpus siliculosus, 2057 nucleotides long. Lineage: Eukaryota; Phaeophyceae; Ectocarpales; Ectocarpaceae. The record is from the annotation of a GenBank genome assembly.
AUGGAGGAACGCAUGUGGGGAGUGCUGCGCCCCUUCUUCAGCAAGAAAGGGGAAGCAGCUGCUGCCAGAAGGUUGAAUCACGGCUUAUGGAAGGCACCUCACGUGAGCCAGAUUUGCCACUGGGACUGCGGCGUAAGCUGCGCCCAGAUGGUCCUGAGAGGGCUCGGCCGAGAGGCCGAGAGAUCGUCCCUGCUCGCGUCUCUGGGCACCCGCAGCGUCUGGACAAUCGACCUGGCCAUGCUCUUGCAUCGUCAGGGAGUCAGAUUCAUGUACGGAACGCGCACCGCGGGGGUCACCGAGGCGUACUCGACGAUCGACUUUUACCGCGCCAACUUCGACCACGACGCUCCCCGGGUGCAGUCGUUGUUCAAGGCCGCCAGGCUCGAGUCUCCUCCUGCUAGCGGCGGCGAUCGCGCGGCCUCGCCGCCGAGAGACUCGUCCUACUGCGGGCACUACAUCCUUCUCGUCGGGUGGAGCGAGGCGGACGGGGUGUUCAUCGCGAGGGACCCCGCUCUCCCGUCGUCCACGCCGUCGACGGCGACAGCCCCAGGCGGCGCCGGAGGCGGGGACCCCAACGCCCACGCGUGCAUCGCGCUCACGCCGGAGGCGCUGGACAGGGCGCGGCGCAGCUACGGCACCGAUGAGGACGUCCUCGUGAUCGACCUAGCGCGCAGCCGCAAGGGCGGGGUCCCCACGGCCCCGCUGGCGGCGGCAGCGGCGGCGACGGCCUUGGCGGCGUCUGCGGCGAGCUCGGCGGCGGCGGCUUCGGCGAUGGUCGGGAUACUGGCGAUGGCGGCCGCCGCCGCCGCGGCGGGGGCCGAGGCCUCGGGUUUCAAGGAGUGGGCGUGGCCCGAUCGAGCGGCCUGGUUCAGCGGGCACCACGCCGCCGUCGUCGACAGCGCAGCCAACGUGGACGGCACCGGCGGCGCGGGAGCAAGUGGUGGAGACGAGGUUGUUGGGAGGCGAGGUGUACCGUUAAGCGGCGCCGAGUCGGCGGCCAGACGGCUCGCCAGCCUCCUGUCGCUCGCCGCAAGCGGGCUCCGUUUCCCGACGGUAGGGGACGCGUAUCGCGGCCCCGGGGUUUUGUGGGGUAACGGGGCAACCGGCGGCGGCGGCGGCGGCGGAGGGAGCGGGAGCGGGAGCGGGAGCGGUGCCGACGCCGAGGAAAAGGAGGAGCAAGAACGGUGGGCCGUGCGUAUGGCGAGCGCGAUGCUUUUGGAAGGCGGCAGGCGGGCGGUCUACACUAUGGAAGGGCUGCUGCAGGGGGGCAGACGGGCGGCCUACACCAUGGAAGGCUUUCUGCAGGGAGGGGCCAACACGAUGGAAGGGCUAUUGCAGGGGGGAAGGAGGGCGGCGUACACCAUGGAAGGCUUGCUGGAGGGGGGGAGGAGGGCGGCGUACAACCUUCGCGACCAGCUCGCGGACGUGGCGGACGCGCCGGGAGGGGCGGGUGCGGAGUGCUGCUCGAUCGCGGUGUUAACCUCUCCCGGGUCGCCUGUGUCCCCCGCGAGGUUGCCGGUCGUGUCGCCGGCUUAGCCGCGUGUGUUUUGUCCUGGAGCGCGCUUCGACGGCGGGUUGCCAAUACGGACGCCCAGCGUUCCGUUGUCGUCAUUGCGGGCCUCGCGUUUCGCUCUCUCCACGGAAUUUUGGGGUAGUCACAACGGUGUGCGUGUGGCGUAGUUGAGAUAUAGCUCAAGUGGGGUCGCCCGUUAACUGUGCUUUGUUGAUUCUUGUCUGGUUAUGGGUGGCCAGUGCUACUUUCGCGCGUGUUGGUGUGGGUCUCCUAGAUUGGAGCGCACUACCUAUUUCUGCUGUAUUUUUUCAGGGAUUGUAGCCAUUAGACCCCAUUUGGUAAGUUUCAUGCUUGAUCGCUCUCCGAGUCAUGUGCGCGCGCGAACGGUUGCUGAGUGCACGGUUUUCCCCGUAUGUAAGAGUGCUCGCUAUUUAUGUACGUAUGCGUAUGUCUGCUUUUCAGAAAAUCAACCUUCAAGUAUGAUAAAAGGCAACCCCCCGGAUAGUCCUGCCUCAACGAGGGGGGGGGGGGGGGGGGGGGGGGG